ACCAUGUACUUUAAUAAUAGUGUGGCAGGUACAGUUGGUUGCCUAAGACUAUUCUCCCUCCUUAUUCCAUCUUCACUAACAGGACCUUGAUUUUUUUCAGGUACCACAUGUCAGGUGGCCAAGCCCUUGAGGGUAGAGAAGAAAGAAGAACUCAAGUCCUGGAUGAUGGUGUUGAGCACCUGAACUGUAGCUGUGGAAGCAUUCUUUUCUGAAUUUCAUUUAAUUCUACAGAGGACAGCCAUCAUAGCAUUGGACCUCUCUGGACUGGGAAUCAAUCAUCAUGAGCAAAGGCACAGAACUGAGAAGAUGGGACAAGAGCAAGUCAGGAUGGUUUAGCACCCUGCCUAUCUGGCUGGUUCUUCUACUGCAACACCAUGAUGGGGCUGCCCACAAACUGGUGUGUUAUUUCACUGACUGGGCACAGAGUCGACCAGGCCCUGCCUCGAUCUUUCCUCGUGACCUGGACCCCUUUCUCUGCACACACCUGAUAUUUGCCUUUGCCUCAAUGAACAACAGUCAGAUUGUUGCUAAGAAUCUCCAGGAUGAGAAAAUUCUCUACCCAGAGUUCAACAAACUAAAGGAGAGGAACAGGGAGCUGAAAACACUGCUGUCCAUCGGCGGGUGGAACUUUGGCACAUCAAGGUUCACCACAAUGUUGUCCACAUUUACCAACCGUGGAAAGUUUAUUGCUUCAGUUAUUUCCUUCCUGAGGACACAUGGCUUUGAUGGCCUUGACCUUUUCUUCUUAUACCCUGGACUGAGAGGCAGCCCUGUAGAUGACCGGUGGAAUUUUCACUUGUUAAUUGAAGAGCUCCUGUUUGCCUUCCAAAAGGAGGCACUACUCACCAUGCGCCCAAGGCUGCUGCUCUCUGCCGCCGUCUCUGGGGUCCCAUACAUCAUUCAUUCAUCUUAUGAUGUGCGUCUUCUAGGAAGACUCCUGGAUUUCAUCAGUGUCUUGUCUUAUGAUUUACAUGGAAGCUGGGAAGACUUCACAGGACAUAACAGUCCUCUGUUCUCUCUGCCUGAAGACACCAAAUCUUCGGCAUAUGCUAUGAAUUACUGGAGAAAGCUUGGAGCGCCCCCAGAGAAGCUCGUCAUGGGUUUCCCCACCUAUGGACGUACCUUUCACCUCCUCACAGCCUCUAAAAAUGGGUUGCAGGCCAGAGCGAUGGGACCAGCAUCUCCAGGGAAGUACACCAAGCAAGCUGGCUUCUUAGCUUAUUAUGAGAUUUGUUCCUUUGUCCAGGGAGCCAAGAAACACUGGAUUGAUUAUCAGUGUGUCCCAUAUGCCAACAAGGGGAAGGAGUGGGUUGGCUAUGAUGAUGUCAUCAGCUUCACUUACAAGGCAUGGUUCGUAAAGAGAGAGCAUUUUGGGGGGGCCAUGGUGUGGACAUUGGACAUGGAUGAUGUCAAGGGCACUUUCUGUGGUGCUGGCCCUUUCCCCCUUGUCUAUGUACUGAAUCAUAUCCUGGUGCGGGCUGAGAUCAACUCAACUUUACCACAGUUUUGGCUCUCAUCUCCUGUGAAUUCUUCAAGCAUUGACCCUGAAAGGCUGACUAUGACUAAGAUUUUACCCCCAGGAGGAGAGGCUUCAGGCACCAAGAUUAAUAGAAAUUAUGAAAACAUGACUACAAACCCCAUAGGUGGAAUGGUGACUCCUAGAAGGGAAACUAUAUCCUUUGGAAAGCACACUGUAGCUCUAGGAGAGAAGACUGACAUCCCUGAGGGGAAGACUGUGACCUCUGUGGACUAUCAGUCUGUGACCACUAAAAGGCUGACUGUAGACCUUGUGUGUCUUCAGACUGAGACUUCUGGAGAGAAGACCAUGACCCCCAUGGGUCAUCAGUCUGUGACCCCUGGAAAGAUGACUGUGACCCCUGUGCCUUUUCAGACUGAGACCCUUAGAGAGAAGACAGUGCCCCCCCAAAGGAAGCCUGUGGCCCCUGAAAAAGUGGCUGUCCCCCCUAGAAGGAUGCCAGUCCCCCUUAAUAGGCAGAUUGUGCCUCUAAGAAGGAUGUAUUAUUUGGCAUCUAAGGUAGGCCCUUACCCCAGGGUGGGUGACUUGGGCCUUCAGAUGGAAGUUAAAAACAAGAUGCUACCCUACAGCUCUAUCAGCCAGCUCCCAGAAUACAUUACUGUGGCUUGUUCUACUAAUGGGAAUCAUUCCUCUGUUAACUCAAUGUCCCUUCCAACAAAUCUUCCCCCUCUAGAAAAAGAAAACUCUGCUGUGGAUUAAGGAACCUAAGGUCUGUUGGUAGCAUGAUCUGGGGAAAGCCUUUGUCUUUUCUUCUCAGUGAUGUGCAGAAGUUGCCCACCAUUCACAGGGCAAAACAGGCCCAAUGGAUGAAUCUUUUUUCUGUUGA
Molecule: messenger RNA, 2363 nt
Organism: Nycticebus coucang (slow loris)
Lineage: Eukaryota; Metazoa; Chordata; Mammalia; Primates; Lorisidae
Gene: OVGP1
Product: oviductal glycoprotein 1
Biological process (GO): carbohydrate metabolic process; chitin catabolic process
Cellular component (GO): extracellular region
Molecular function (GO): chitin binding; chitinase activity
Source: RefSeq, a predicted model, not a curated record